AUGUCUGGCAGAGAGUUCUAUAAGGAGGAAGGAACUGUUACUAACACAGGUCCUAAGGGGGUGAUUAACGACUGGUGGAGGUUUAAAAUGGAGAGUGUGGAUCAGGGAUCUUUACCUCCUAGCAAGCGGGAACUCCUCAAACAGAUGUCGUCUGCGCACAAACCCAGAGAUGAUUCUCUCCGCACCCUCGAGUGCGAGAUGAGCGCGCCAGAGUGUGAGCGUCUGACAGAGGAUGACGACAGGUCCCUGAGUCAGUACCGCGAGCGCAGAAUGCGGGAGAUGCGUGAGCGGCUGAGUCUGGGCCCGAGGUUCGGGAGCGUGCAGGAGCUGAGCAGCAGCCAGGCCUUCCUGUCUACGCUGGAGAGGGAGCACCGGCUAACUCUGCUGGUGGUGCUCGUCUACAGGGAGUGCGUGGAGGGAUGCCGGGCGCUCAGCGCUUGCCUGGACUGCCUGGCAGCUGACUACCCCACUGUCCACUUUUGCCGCAUCGACGCGGCCACCUCGGGAGCCGCGGAGCGCUUCCCAGACGACGUCCUGCCCGCAGUGCUGGUGUACAAAGCCGGGGAGAUGCUGGUGAGCCUCCUGGCCGUCACGCAGCACUUCGGUGAGGAGUUCUUGGCUGCGGACGUGGAGGCUUUCCUCGGUGGGUACGGACUGCUGCCGGAGAAGCCCAGGGCGGGGGCUGCCGAGGACAGCAUGGGCCGGGGGGAGGAAUGGGUCUAG
Molecule: messenger RNA, 723 nt
Organism: Electrophorus electricus (electric eel)
Lineage: Eukaryota; Metazoa; Chordata; Actinopteri; Gymnotiformes; Gymnotidae
Gene: pdcb
Product: phosducin b
Biological process (GO): regulation of G protein-coupled receptor signaling pathway
Cellular component (GO): photoreceptor outer segment
Source: RefSeq, a predicted model, not a curated record